AUGCUGAUUCGCACUUGUUUCUUUUUUGCCUGCCUGCCCGUGGCGAGCCAUGUCUGGGGACGAGUGGGCCAAGGGUCAGGCCGGCUGAAACUCACUGUCCUUUCGGAAGACAGGCUCCAAAUGAAAUGGAAAGAGACUGAAGGGAACAUCAACGGCUACAAAGUUCGGGUAAAGCCCAUGGCAGGGGACUCAGAGCAAGAAGUCAUGCUGAAAACCAAGACUCCCAAAGCCACAGUGGGGGGGCUGAGCCCUACCAAGGAAUACACGCUGCAGGUCUAUGUGCUCAACGGCUCCCAGGAAGCACUGUUUGCCAAGAGGAAAUUUGUGAUAGAGGAACUCAAAAAUGCAUCCCAGACUAGAAAUAACCGAAGAAACUCAGGAGCUGCAUCAGGAAAGAAUCUCACCUCUUUGGGGAACCCAGCAGCUGAGCACGGUGGGGUGGCAGAGGCCACCCCACCGCCCCUGAACACUGUCUUGACACAGCCAGCAAAGGACAGAGCUGAAAAGAAAAGGCAGAAGGGGAUUCAGCUAAAGGGCUCAGGAGAAACGGCAAGAAACCAGCCCAGUGUGGAGGCCAGCAUGACAGAAGCAACACCAACAACCACAAAAUCAUCCCAGCGCCCUCCUGCAAACCCGGAGCGAGGGUCUCUAGGAAAAGAAAAACCCACAAAGGAUUCAUUGAGGCGAGGUUCCCAGUUUCAGUGUGACACAUCUGCAAUGACUGAUAUCAUCCUGCUUGUCGAUGGAUCCUGGAGCAUCGGACGCAAUAAUUUCAAGCUCAUUAAGGAGUUUCUGAGCAAUUUGAUUUCCCCAUUCAAUAUUGCCCAAGACAAGAUAAGAGUAGGGCUGUCCCAGUACAGCAGCGAUCCCCGCACAGAGUGGGAUCUGAGCGCUUACUCUACGAGGGACCAAGUGCUGGAGGCCAUGAGGAAUUUGCGGUACAAGGGCGGCAACACCUUCACAGGUCUGGCGCUGACCCACGUCCUGGAGCAGAAUCUGAAACCAGAUGCUGGUGCCCGGCUAGAGGCUGAGAAGUUGGUAAUACUCCUGACUGAUGGAAAAUCCCAGGAUGAUGCCAACCUGGCUGCUCAGACUUUGAAAAACCUGGGCAUAGAGAUAUUUGCCAUUGGGGUGAAGAACGCAGAUGAAGCAGAGCUGAAGCAGGUGGCCUCAGAGCCGCUGGAGCUCACGGUGUACAACGUGCUGGAUUUCCCGCUGCUGAGCUCUCUGGUUGGCAGGCUCACCCGGGUCCUGUGCACCAGGAUCAAAGAGAAGAACAACAAGGAAAAUGCAGGCAGCACUGUGAAAGAUAUCCCUGUGAACAUGGGUCCCCAGCUGAGCCCAACUGACCUUAAAAUAUCAGCUGUGACCUCUAAGAGCAUGCACUUGACCUGGAGUCCUCCUCUGAGACCACCAAAGAAAUAUCGGAUUGUAUAUUAUCCAUCUAAGGGUGGUAUCCCCAAAGAGGUGGUUUUAGAUGGAGCAGUCUCCUCUUUGCGCCUUUCCAAUUUGACUUCGCACACGGAGUAUCUGGUGUCGGUGCUUCCUAUUUAUGACACAGUUGUUGGGGAUGGGCUGAGAGGCGUCACCUCCACAUUGCCUUUGUCCUCCCCUCGCUCCCUGCGUGUCUCUGAGCUGAGCCACAACAGUAUCAGGCUGAGCUGGAAGGCAGUCCAGGGAGCCACGCAGUACCUGGUGCUCUGCUCCGCAGCCCCCAACGGAGCAGAGGACUAUACGAUGGAGGUGAAGGUGGCCCAGCCUGAGGUCCUGCUGGACGGGCUGUCGCCCAGCACGGAGUACUCUGUCGCGGUGUAUGCCAUGUAUGGGGAAGACGCAAGUGAUCCAGCCAGCAUCCAGGAAACCACCUUGGCCUUGAGUCCUCCCAGAUACCUGAGCUUCUCCGAGCUCAGCCACGCAUCCGUUCGAGUCAGCUGGGAGGCUGCGUCUGCAGCCGUGAAAGCUCACCGCGUCACCUAUGUUUCUAGCAGAGGGAGCAACACUGGGGAGGUAGAGGUUCCUGGCGCUGCAACUUCCACUGUCCUGAGACCUUUGUCCUCCCUCACCCAAUACUUCAUCAGUGUCCAAUCUAUGUAUGAUGAAGGGGACUCCUUUCCAAUUACUGGCAACGUUACCACCUUAAAGGUCCCCCUGCCACGUGCACUGAAGGUUACCGAGCUCUCUGGGAGCAGCCUCCGACUGCAGUGGGAAGCUGUUGCUGCCUCUGAUGUGGUUGUCUAUCAGAUCAAAUGGAGCACAGUCGGUGGAGAGAAGCCUCAGGAGCUCUCCGUCGCUGGAAAUGUGGCAACUGCUGUCCUGCCAGGCUUGCAGAAGAACACUGACUAUAAAAUAUCCAUCUGGGCCUAUUACAAAGAUGGUGCUCGAAGUGACACGGUUUCUGUUCAGCACAGGACCAACUCCCGGAGCCCACCCACCAACCUCUUCAUCGACUCCGAGACCCCCACCAGCCUCCAGGUCCACUGGACCCCACCUGAUGGCCGUGUACAGCACUACAAAAUCAUCUACAACCCCGUUUCUGAUGCCGGUGCUCAGCAAACAAUCAUGGCUUCUGGCAAAAGCAGCAGUGUGACCCUGCAGUCGCUGCUGCCUGAUCGAGCCUACAAGGUGAUCGUUUCUGCCAUCCACUACACGGGAGAGAGCGAGAGCACGUCCACAACGGGACGGACAGCUCCGGUGUUGUCCAAAUUCCCUUCAAUACGAGGAUUCAUUCCAUCUAAAGCAGAGG
Messenger RNA from Pelecanus crispus (Dalmatian pelican), 2743 nucleotides. Lineage: Eukaryota; Metazoa; Chordata; Aves; Pelecaniformes; Pelecanidae. The record is from RefSeq and is a predicted model, not a curated record.